Messenger RNA from Entamoeba invadens IP1, 318 nucleotides. RefSeq lists its product as hypothetical. The coding region runs from base 1 to 318 and encodes 105 amino acids. The transcript has a single exon. Lineage: Eukaryota; Evosea; Mastigamoebida; Endamoebidae. The record is from RefSeq and is a predicted model, not a curated record.
AUGCAGACUGUACAAAGACAAUACUUCACUUACAACCACUUCAAUUUCAUGCCAACUCAAUUCGAAUACGUCCCACGUUCGAUUCCAGAAACAUCUCAAUAUUAUGAAGAGGUCGAAUACUCGCAACCAAAACUUGCGUGUGAUAUGUACUAUACAAAUUCAUAUAUCGAAGAACAACCUUGCAUUCUCAAACUCACUCAGAAAAACGUUAAAGCAUGUAAAAUCAUGCAACUCAGUCAACAGGAAAAGACGAACCGCGUCUCCGCUUGGCUUUCUGGUAAUGAGACUGCACUCUACCCACACCCGUCUACGUUGUAA